AUGCCUGUGCGGAAGCCCAGCAAAUAUGGCAACAACCUCAGAGCGCCAAAGCCUGCGGCGCGUGGGCCUCGACCGAGGACGAUCGAUGCCUCCGAGCUCAGAGCCACAGAGGGCACAUCGCAAGAUGAAAAGAUGCAAGCUGUCCGCCUUGCGGAUAGCAUAGACGAGAAGAUGGGUUUUCCGCGAUUCGAUUCGGGCAGGAAACGUGUCGGAUGGCUCUACAACAUGCACAGUACAUCAAUACCGGAUUCUCGAAUAGCCGCUGGACGAGCUGGCGUUGAUUUCUACUUCAUUGGCGAGGAUGGCCAUAAUUUCAAAGCCACCGUGGAAUACGAUCCAUACUUCCUCAUCGCGGUGAAGCGUGGUCGGGAGCAGGAAGUUGAAGAAUGGUGCAAGAGGAUGUUCGAGGGGAUGGUCAAGACCGUGUCUAAGAUCGAGAAGGAAGAUCUGUCCAUGCCAAAUCAUCUGCUGGGAUACAGACGGACUUUCCUCAAGCUGACGUUUCCGAGUGUAUCUGACCUCAUGUCGGUACGAAAGGUGAUUAUGCCGAUCGCCGAGCGAAACAAGGAAAAGAUCACUGCCAUGGACACUUACGCUGAGGUUGCAACUGCUACUGCCGGAUUCGACAUCUACGACGAAGAGGAGAUGAAUGAUAAACGGAGCAACGCCAUCCUGGAAGCAAGCGACUUCAUCACAGACAUCCGGGAAUAUGACGUGCCAUAUCAUGUCAGGGUCACCAUCGAUCUUGACAUUCGGCUCGGAAAAUGGUACACGGUCGAAGCAAAGCACGGGGUGAUAUCCCUGACGUGUAUUGAAGAGCGGCUGCAGCGUGCAGAUCCUGUGGUACUCGCAUUCGAUAUCGAAUGUACCAAGCUACCGCUCAAGUUUCCGGAUGCAGUCAUCGACCAGGUCAUGAUGAUUUCGUACAUGAUUGACGGGCAAGGUUUUUUGAUUGUCAACCGAGAAAUCGUAUCCGAGGAUAUCGCCGAUUUUGACUACACUCCAAAGCCCGAAUAUCAUGGACCUUUCAUUAUUUUCAACGAGAAGGAUGAACGAGGUGUACUCGAGCGUUUCUUUGACACCAUCAAGCAAGCGCAACCCACGGUUAUUGCCACCUACAACGGCGAUUUCUUCGAUUGGCCAUUCGUGGAGGCUCGGGCAAGCGUGCUCGGCAUAGACAUGUACGCCGAGAUUGGCUUCCGCAAGAACAGUGAGGACAUCUACUACAGCGACCACUGCGUACAUCUGGACUGCUUUGCCUGGGUAAAUCGCGACAGCUACUUGCCUCAGGGCAGCCGUGGCCUCAAAGCUGUCACUGUCGCGAAGCUGGGCUACGAUCCGGACGAAUUGGAUCCGGAGCUCAUGACACCUUACGCAAGCGAGCAUCCUCAAAUUCUUGCCGAGUACUCCGUCUCAGAUGCAGUGGCGACAUACUACCUCUACAUGAAGUAUGUCCAUCCCUUCAUCUUCUCACUGUGUACGAUUUUGCCUCUCAACCCGGACGACACACUUCGAAAAGGCACCGGAACACUAUGUGAGAUGCUACUCAUGGUGCAAGCCUAUCAAAAGAACAUUGUUCUUCCAAAUAAACACAAAGAGGCGCGAGAAGCGUUCUGGGAUGGUCACCUGCUUGACUCAGAGACCUAUGUUGGUGGUCACGUUGAAAGUAUCGAGGCAGGCGUCUUCCGCGCCGACAUUCCCGUCAAUUUCGCCAUCGAGCCUUCGGCGAUUGAUGAGCUGCUUAACGACCUGGACGCUGCAUUGAAAUUCUGCAUUGAGGUUGAAGAGAAGAAAUCAUUGGACGAUGUUACGAAUUACGACGAGAUCAAACAAGCGAUCACAGAGAAGCUGAUGAGCCUGAAGAAUACCCCUAAUCGACACGAACGACCACUAAUUUACCAUCUGGACGUUGCGUCCAUGUAUCCGAAUAUCAUGACGACGAACAGGCUGCAGCCCGACUCCAUGAUAUCAGAAUCCGAUUGUGCUGCUUGUGACUUCAACAGACCUGGCAAGACGUGCGAUCGUCGAUUGCCAUGGGCGUGGCGUGGAGAAUUCUUGCCUGCGAAGAGAGACGAGUACAACAUGAUUCGAAGAGCAAUAACAAAUGAGAAAUUCGCUGGGAAAGGACCAAAGUCAUUGGCGCGGACCUUCCAAGAACUGAGUCUCGAUGAGCAAGCCUCUGUGGUCCGCAAACGUUUGCAAGACUACUCGAAGAAGAUCUAUCACAAGAUCCACGACUCGAAGACCAUCGAGCGCGAGGCAAUCAUAUGCCAACGAGAAAAUCCUUUCUACGUGAAUACUGUGCGAGAUUUUAGAGAUCGACGAUACGAUUACAAAGGAAAGCAGAAAGUCUGGAAGGGCAAGACCGAUGAAUUGAAGAGCGCAGGAGCCUCAGCACUCGAGAUCGAAGACGCCAAAAAGAUGAUCACAUUGUUCGAUUCACUACAAUUGGCCCACAAGGUCAUCCUGAACUCAUUCUACGGCUAUGUGAUGCGAAAAGGAUCACGUUGGUACUCGCUAGAGAUGGCUGGAGUGACUUGCCUCACCGGUGCACAUAUCAUUCAGAUGGCACGUGAACUCGUUGAGCGCAUCGGAAGACCGCUUGAGCUGGAUACCGACGGCAUCUGGUGCAUGCUGCCAGCUACGUUCCCUGAGAACGUCCAGUUUGUGCUCAAGAAUGGAAAGAAGCUCAAUGUGUCCUACCCCUGCAUCAUGCUUAACCAUCUUGUCCACGCCAAAUUUACCAAUCAUCAAUAUCAAACUCUGGUCGAUCCCAAGUCACUGAAAUACGAGACGCAUAGCGACAAUUCCAUCUUCUUCGAAGUGGAUGGGCCAUACAAAGCCAUGGUGCUGCCAACCUCCUUGGAAGAAGACAAGAACUUGAAGAAACGUUAUGCUGUUUUCAACCACGAUGGCAGUCUUGCUGAGCUGAAAGGGUUCGAGGUCAAGCGCCGUGGUGAGCUAAGGCUAAUCAAAAUCUUCCAGACACAGAUCUUCAAGGUCUUCCUCGACGGGACGACUCUCGCGGAGACAUAUGCCGCUGUCGCGCGCGUGGCGAACAGGUGGCUGGAUGUUCUUCACCAACGUGGUUCGACUUUAGCAGACGAGGAGCUGAUUGACCUCAUUUGCGAGAACAAAAGCAUGACCAAAACACUCGAAGAAUAUGGAGCGCAGAAAUCGACGUCCAUCACAACAGCAAAGCGUUUAGCCGAAUUUCUGGGCGAGAAUAUGAUCAAGGACAAAGGUCUCAACUGCAAAUACAUCAUCUCAGCAAGGCCUCGCAAUGUACCGGUGACUGAACGGGCCGUCCCGGUGGCCAUCUUCUCCGCCGAAGAAAGUGUGAAGCGGUACUAUCUUCGCCGAUGGUUGAAAGAGGACCCCUCCGACAUGGAUCCACGUUCCAUCAUUGACUGGAACUACUAUCUCGAGCGACUCGGCUCCGUUAUACAGAAGCUUGUAACCAUUCCGGCAGCGCUGCAGAAGAUUCCCAAUCCAGUCCCGCGAGUAGCACAUCCGGACUGGCUUCAGAAACGCAUCAACAUUCGGGAGGACAAAUUCCAACAACAGAAGAUGACCGACCUGUUUCGAAAGGAGAAGAAGCCCCUCGGCGAGAUCUCACUGAAUGGGCUAAAUGUACUCAACCAUCGGCUGCCCGCGUCUGGCGAUAUCGAAGACGUGCUAGACCACCAAGUAAAGGUCCACACACAAAAGCCGACCGCACAGAAGCGAAAAUCCCCUGAACCAGCAGUCAACGCUGAUCCAUUCGCAAGCCUGCCCUCAAAGAUACCCAACAUUGAGAAAAAUUACUCGAAGUGGCUACAGUAUUCCAAGCAAAAAUGGAAGAUUCAGAAGCAAGCUCGCAGUCGACGAAGGCAGCUCUUCGGGGAGCGUGCGAAUGUGACGACCGAUGCCAUUGGCAGCUUCUUCCGCAACCAAGCUGAGAUGCUGUUCAUCAACACCUGGCAAGUGCUGCAGCUCCGGGACGGCGACUCACCGGGCGAAGUGAAGGCAUUUGUGCUUAUUGGGAAGAAGAUCCAUGUUCUCGUGGUGAAGGUGCCACGUACGCUAUAUUUGAAUCUGAAAGGCGACGAUUUGCCCGAAGUCGACAUCACUGAUUGCGAGGUCGAAAAGGUCAACCACAUCCUGCCCAAUGGACACCCGUCAGUGCAUCUGUUCCAGCUUACCAUGAGCGAGGACACCUAUCUUCGAGAAGCCGAGAACGUAUCGCUGCUUUGCAAUCACUCAAGCGUUGAAGGUGUGUACGAGCAGCAACUGCCUCUGUACACCAGAGCCUUGUUAAAGAUCGGCAACUUGUGUUCAUUCGACGAGAAUCAGAAAGGUGUGCUCGGCAAAGGUCUCGAGCAAGGGUUCGAUCUGUCGUCCCUGAUACGCAGUCCGUCCAAGUCGACGUACGUUGAUGAUCCGAGUGGACUGGCUUACCUUUAUCUCUAUCAUGUUGCUUCUGGGGAUCGACAAGUGUUCGCUCUUGUGUCGACAGCCCGAUCAGAGGGUCACAUCAUCGUCCUUAGCCGAACUAGAGAUGCACAGGGCUUACCAAAUGUUGACAGGAUGUAUUUGGACCAGCUUACACGGAAGAAGGACAUCGAAAAUGCCACGUCCAGCGCCUUGUUCGACUACCAGGACGAGCUCAAAUUCAAGAUCUCCCAGGUGACGACAAAGCGGAAGGCACAUCUCGAGAUUGCCGACAUUGUCAAGAAGUGGAGAUCUGAGGAGACCAGGGCCACCAUGCUCAUCAUGCAGACAACGCAACAUCGUCAGAUUAUGCACGACAUCAGAAUUCUGAAGGAGUAUCCCGUGCUCAGCCUGCGCACCGAGGAAGCGGACGCAGAGUUUCCACCUCUCGGCUGGCAAGCGUUUACCUUCAGGCGUCUCGUCGGUCACUAUCUCGGUGUCGAGAACUGGAUCUCACAUCUUCUCGAGCUUGCGCGCUACGGAGACGUGCCAGUGUGCAACCUUGAGAAAGAAGACCCUCGAUAUCUCAUCGACUUAGCCUAUGCCCGCAGGCUACAAAGCAACAACGUCGUGCUCUGGUGGGCAGCAGGCCCUCGGCCCGACCACGCUGGGCACGAGAAGGAUGACAUUCUUGGUCCAAUGCAGGAAGUGGUCGAGUUACCACAGACGAACAAUCCUGGGGCAUAUACGUCAGUGUGUAUCGACAUCGAGGUUCAAAACCUUGCGAUCAACACGUUGCUCACGUCUUCGCUCAUCAAUGAUCUUGAAGGUUCAUCAGAUGCAUUGGGCUUCAACCCUACAGGCGACGAAAUGAUAUCGGACGAUGGCGGAGCUGUCUCGAAAUCCCAGUCCGGGUUUGCCCAGGAGGCUUUGCAGGUGCUUCGUGAUAUGGUCAAAGCCUGGUGGGCGGAAGCCUGCAACAACAGCCCAUUGGCCGACGUUAUGGUGCGGCAUCUGUUGAGGUGGAUCGCGUCCCCGUCUUCGUGCCUGUACGACCGUCAUCUCCACUACUACGUGCAGAUGAUGUCGAAAAAGGCGUUUCAACAACUAUUGACGGAUUUCCGAAGGGUAGGCUCCCAAGUCGUAUUCGCCAGUCCAACCAGACUGUUGCUCCAGACAUCGAAACAGGAUGUCGCCAAUGCCUACGCUUACGCUCAGUACGUCCUGAAAGCCAUACAGCAGAAGCCAAUGUUCCACUUCAUCGACCUGAAUGUCAAGGACUACUGGGACGUGCUGCUUUGGUAUGACCCGUACAACUACGGCGGUAAGGGCACGCCUGAGAUCAGCGACACCAUCAACAACGACCAGCUCAACACCGUCGUCUACUGGCAGGUGGCGCAGUUCCUCCCCGUACCUCUGCAAAGCGUCUUUGAUGACUGGAUUGUUGAUUUCAUCGAGAUUCUGCAGAAAUUGAAGAGACCGGAGGAUGAGUUCGGACCAGAUGGAACUCCAAGGCAGACACAAUUACCACAAAACACUUUCCUGAGCCUGACCGAGAAUCCAACAAGCACGGAAGUCACCACCAUUCUGCAGGAAGACUUCUCCAGGCCGCUGAUCAAAUACAUCCGGCAAUUGAUCCGAAGACAAAGGGAUGAGAUGUUGAACAUAGAGCUCGAAAGUGACUGGCGAUUUCCAGAACAUCUGCCAGGAGGCACGCUUGCCAUCCAGGAAGGCUCACGAAAGGUGCGAGACCCAGUACUGGAGCUGGUCAAGGCCUUGAUGCAGAUGAUGUCUCUGUCGAAGCCACUUCAACUCGAGGCACGGCUGCUUCGAAAGGAGCUUCUGGACUUGUUUUCGAUUCGAGAAUUCGGCGCCGAAGCACGCUUCGAGAACCCAAGCAAGAGCCUCAAAUUCGAGUCACUGGUGUGUGACACUUGCACAGCGCUGAGAGAGCUGGAUCUCUGUCGAGAUGAGGACGUCAUCCCGGCUCCCAAUCCUGAUGACCCAGGUCAGAUGAUAGACAAGCCAUGGAAAUGCCACAGCUGCAGCAAUGACUUCAAUCGCCAUGUACUCGAGGAGGAUCUGAUUGCAAGGGUUGAGAAAGAAGUCGUUCGAUGGCAUACCCAAGAUCUCCGGUGCAAGAAAUGUGGUGGCUUGCAAGGAGACGACAGCAUUUUCAAGGAGCACUGCUCUUGUGGUGGAGAGUGGACCAUCAGCCUGGAGAAGUCAGCGGUCAGGGAGAGGAUGAGCAUUGUGCAUCGGGUCGCGGAUACAUAUGGCAUGCGGCUGCUGUUGAGUGUGAUUGAGAGCGUUCAAGCGAUGGGUUUGGCUUAG
Messenger RNA from Cyphellophora attinorum, 6747 nucleotides. Its product is annotated as DNA polymerase epsilon catalytic subunit A. Bases 1 to 6747 code for a protein of 2248 amino acids. Lineage: Eukaryota; Fungi; Ascomycota; Eurotiomycetes; Chaetothyriales; Cyphellophoraceae. The record is from RefSeq and is a predicted model, not a curated record. Gene Ontology annotation, cellular component: nucleus; epsilon DNA polymerase complex. Gene Ontology annotation, molecular function: zinc ion binding; DNA-directed DNA polymerase activity; single-stranded DNA 3'-5' DNA exonuclease activity. Gene Ontology annotation, biological process: DNA replication proofreading; nucleotide-excision repair, DNA gap filling; leading strand elongation. The transcript has a single exon.